CUAUUGAAGAAAAAUUAUAAAUUUUAUUGUAAUCGUCUGUUGUCAGACAACGACGCAUUAAAUUUCCAGUAGAUACGUGGUUAAUUCUAAAUAUUUAAUGUUCAUUUGUUUCAUGUGUUAGUACGUUUAGAUUAACUGCAGUAUAAUAUAACAACUUCAUAAUUUCAAUUUUCAGCUCACUCCCUCACUGUAUACCUUUAUUGGAAACUCAAUUAUUGAUUUCGUCUAGGAGUGGAACCAGUGGUUAUUACUGAACCACGAUAAUUUAAGACCAUUACACUUCUCAACUUACACUAUGGCAACAAAAUGGGGAAUACUAAGUGCUUCCAAAAUCUCCCACGAUUUUGUCCUAGCUUUGGAAACAUUAUCAGUUGAAGAUCAUAAAGUUGUGGCUGUGGCUGCAAAAGACAAAUCUAGGGCUAAAGAUUUUGCAGAUAAUUUCAAAAUCCCUUCUUAUUACGGUUCUUAUGAAGAACUUGGCAAUGACUCUAAUGUCGACGUUGUUUAUAUCGGCGCUCUUAACCAUCAACAUUAUUCAUUGACAAAACUAAUGCUCGAAAGUGGUAAACAUGUGUUAUGUGAAAAACCAUUUUGUAUCAAUGCCAAACAACUCGAUGAAUUAAUAAAAUUAUCAAAAACCAAACAGUUGUUUCUGAUGGAAGCUAUGUGGAGUCGUUUUACGCCAGCCUAUCAAAAAGUAGUAGAAGAAGUGCAAAACGGAACUAUCGGUACAGUUUUACACGUGCAGGCCAAUUUCGGUAUUCAAAUAUCAAACAUCGAAAGAAUUUGGAAAAAAGAAGUUGGAGGAGGCUCAAUACUUGAUCUUGGCGUUUAUACACUACAUUUAAUUGAUACAAUACUUGGGCCUGGCAAACCCGUAUCCAUAAAGAGUAAAGGAACAUUAAAUAGAUACGGCACAGAUGAAAAUAUGUCUGCUAUCCUCGAAUAUCCCGAAGGAAAAAUAGCUGUAAUUUCAUCACAUACUAAAGUGGAAAUGGACAAUUCAGCUUACAUACACGGAACUAAGGGCACAAUCAAGAUUCACCAACCAUUUAACGCUUCAAAAGAAGUAACAGUUAACACGACCAAGUUUACAUUUGAACAACCAGUUACAAGAAAACCCACAGUAUUCCCUAGUAGUGUUCAGUUACGUUACGAAAUAGAUCAUGUUAGGCAUUGUUUAAAGAGAGGUUUGAUUGAAUCACCAGUUGUUACUUUAAAUAAUAGUUAUACCGUACAAGAAAUAAUGGAUCGACUAAGAAAUCAAAUCGGUGUACACUUUGUUGAAGAUAAUGAUUCUUCAAUGUGAAUUGUUAAAAUAAACAUCAUUUUCUAUAAAAUAA
Aphis gossypii (cotton aphid) is the source of this 1343-nucleotide messenger RNA. Its product is annotated as trans-1,2-dihydrobenzene-1,2-diol dehydrogenase-like. Gene Ontology annotation, molecular function: nucleotide binding. The coding region runs from base 296 to 1309 and encodes 337 amino acids. The record is from RefSeq and is a predicted model, not a curated record. NCBI's taxonomy places the organism in Eukaryota, Metazoa, Arthropoda, Insecta, Hemiptera, Aphididae. The transcript is spliced from 8 exons.